AAGUCGGUGUGUGUCAAUGUCACUGAUAAGUGUUUACCGGCUGUUAUCAGCGAUUGUCACGUGAUACCACGCCUUAAAACGCCUCUUGAAAGUCAGUUGCUAAGCUAGUGUGUAACUUUACAGUGUGUAAAAUGUUCGGAAUAAAGACAGUGAGUAAGUUACCGUUAGGGCAAGAGUUAGGUAGGGUUUUGACCCUUACUGUCCCAGCGACUCAAAACGCCCGCUACCGCCACACGAUUCCUGAGAAGCUAAAAGAUGUCCCGACCGCAGCAAAUCCUCAAUUCUUCGACAUGGUGGAGUAUUUCUUCCACCGUGCGUGUUCCAUCGCUGAGGAUAAGCUGGUGGAGGAUAUGAAGGGACGAGAGCCUCCGGAUGAGAAGAGGAAGAAGGUGAAGGGAAUCCUGUUGGGGAUGCAGACUUGUGAUCAUAUCCUGGAGAUCAGUUUUCCCAUCAGGAGGGACAGCGGGGACUAUGAGAUCAUAACAGGGUAUAGAUCUCAGCACAGCACGCAUAGAACUCCUACCAAGGGAGGAAUCCGAUACUCGGAAGACGUGAACCUGGAUGAAGUUAAGGCUUUGUCUGCGCUGAUGACAUUCAAGUGUGCCUGUGUGGACGUUCCCUUCGGUGGAGCCAAGGCCGGGGUCAAGAUCAACCCUAAGAACUACAGUGAGCUGGAGCUUGAAACAAUCACCCGCCGCUUUGCACUGGAACUUGCCAAGAAAGGCUUCAUUGGACCGGGAGUUGACGUCCCUGCUCCAGACAUGGGAACGGGAGAGCGGGAAAUGUCCUGGAUUGCUGACACUUACGCUAAGACCAUCGGCUAUCAAGACAUCAACUCCCACGGUUGUGUAACGGGCAAGCCCAUCAACCAGGGAGGUAUCCAUGGACGAGUAUCCGCCACAGGACGUGGAGUGUUCCAUGGUAUCCAGAACUUCAUCAAUGAUGCCUCAUACAUGAAGACCAUCGGACUUAGCCCCGGCUGGGCGGGGAAAACCUUCAUUGUACAGGGAUUCGGUAACGUAGGUCUUCACACUAUGAGAUACCUCCACCGAGCUGGCGCCAGGUGUAUUGGAGUCAUGGAGUAUAAUGGCUCAAUAUUCAACCCUGAAGGAAUCGACCCUAAGGCUCUAGAAGACUACAGGAUCAACUACGGCACAAUCAAAGGGUUUCCCUCAGCAAAACCGUACGGAGGUGAGAGUCUGAUGUACGAGGAGUGCGACAUCUUUAUUCCAGCGGCUUUGGAGAAGGUCAUCACUAAAGAUAACGCGCAUAAGAUCAAGGCCAAGGUGAUAGGCGAAGCCGCUAACGGCCCCACGACGCCAGCAGCAGACGCUAUCCUUCAGAAGAACAACAAACUCGUCAUCCCCGACCUCUAUCUCAACGCUGGUGGAGUCACUGUCUCCUUCUUUGAGUGGCUCAAGAACCUCAACCAUGUGUCCUACGGUAGACUUACCUUCAAGUACGAGCGGGAGUCCAACUACCACCUGCUAGAAUCCGUCCAGGAGUCUUUAGAGCGAAAGUUUGGAGCUCAGGGAGGAAAGAUCCCCGUGACUCCUUCAGAUGCUUUCCAACAAAGAAUUGCGGGAGCUUCCGAGAAAGACAUUGUCCACUCCGGGCUGGACUACACAAUGGAGCGAUCUGCAAAGGCAAUCAAAAGAACAGCGCAACAGUACAAUCUGGGUCUUGACCUGAGAACCGCAGCCUACGUCAACUCCAUCGUCAAGAUAUACGAGACUCAUCGUGAAGCUGGAAUGGCAUUUUAAAGCACCUUUUGCUUCUAAUUCAUCCAUUAAACGCAUCUCGUGUCAUUGUUUUAAGCCCGAGUACUUAAAAAUAAUUGUAUUUUUUCAGAAUACUUUAAGGUAACAUUUAUGUAAAUAAAGUAAAUGUAAAUAAAUAAUGAACCUACGCAUGGGUAAGAACGGU
Molecule: messenger RNA, 1926 nt
Organism: Macrosteles quadrilineatus (aster leafhopper)
Lineage: Eukaryota; Metazoa; Arthropoda; Insecta; Hemiptera; Cicadellidae
Product: glutamate dehydrogenase, mitochondrial-like
Exons: 9
Coding region: 132-1763 (543 amino acids)
Biological process (GO): L-glutamate catabolic process
Cellular component (GO): mitochondrion
Molecular function (GO): L-glutamate dehydrogenase (NAD+) activity
Source: RefSeq, a predicted model, not a curated record